GGGAGUUCACAAUUUUUCAAAUUGAUUUCAAAUCAAUUUCAAAAUUGAGUGGCAAAUUUGUGAUUAUAAUAAAAUUAAAGGUUUAUUUAUAAGAUAUACAUAUUUUUUUUCUUUUUCUUUAAAUUUUUAUUUUUCUUAUUUCUUUUCUAAAAUUAUGAAAUUCGACUAAUUAUAAAAUAUUUGAUAUGCGUAUCAAAUUAAAGAUCAUGACGAGAGUUUUAAUUUGAUAUAUGUUAUGUAAAUAUUAUAUUUAAAAUAUCCAAAUUAUAUGUUUUUUAAAGAUUAAAACUUAAGAAAAUUCACUCUCCUCUCUCCUGUUUUUUUUUUUUUGAAUAAAUCUAUUUUUUUCCAAAUACUUAUAUUUUUUUCUUUUUUCACAAUAUCAUUUUUUAUUAAUGUGAAUUAUUCUUUAUUUUUUAAUUUUAAACUAAAAUAUUUAUCUUAAAUUACAGUAUUUUUGUAAUUAUAUUUAGAAUUUUUUUUUAUAUAAUAAUCAAAUUAAUAUCAAUUUUAUAUAUAAUGAAAUAUAAAAAUAUUUUUCGUGUGUUGCACGAGUGCAAAUACUAGUAUAUAUAUAUAUAUGACCACACGUACACCUCUAAUUAUUCAUAACCAAAUUCCAUCUAUUUUUUCCGGUUAACAAAAAGUAAUGCAAAAACGGCUGUCUGUAGCUCCGGUAGAUUCUCCAACUAUCAACGGGAUGGAGUCUCAAAACAACACACCGGAGAUCACCGCCGCCGCCGAUGCCGACGCAGCACCUGAACCCUCCUCCUCCUCCACCGCCGCCGUCGCCUCCGCCAGCCGGCUGUCGAGCGUGCACGUGACGGCCCUCGACGGCAUCGUGAGCGUGAACUCCCUCUUCACCAUGUCCAUCUUCAUCGGCUUCUCCCUCACGGUGCCGGAGACGGCCACGGCCGCGUCCCGCCCCGAGUGCACGGCGAGCCCCGGCACGGUGCGGCGGCUGAUCGUGUACGAGGUGGCGGCGUUCAGCUUCUUCCUCUUCUCCUCCCUCAUCGCGCAGAGCCUCAAGCUCUCCAUCAACCUCAUCAACAGCAUGGACCCCACCGACCCGCACAAGGCCGACAUCGACCCGGACUUCCUCAAAUACGGGCUGUUCGGAUCCGCCGUCGGCUCCGUCGCCGGCUGCGUGUUCCUCAUGCUGUCGAUCGUCGAGUUCAUCCAGGUGAAGCUCGGGGUCUACUCGUGCGGCGGCAAGCCCGUGCACGCGCUCGCCACGCUCGUCGUCUUCGUCGGCGCCGGUCUGCUCGUUUAUCUCACCACGGCGGUGUACGCCUCCUUCUUCAUCGAGGUGAGCACCAAGGCGGCGGAGGAGGAGGAGGAAGCCGCCGCCUAGGGUAAUCGCUCCUAAUUAUUUUUUAAUUGCGUCUAAACACGUGAACUUUAUCAAACCAAAUUAUGGUUAUGCACGUGAACUAAAAAUUAUGCCUCUAAAUACACGAACAUGUCAAUUGUUCACAUUUUUUUUCAUACAAUUAUUAAUUGAUUCCAAAUUAAUGUUGAAUUGGACGACUGAACGCUUAAAUGAUAGAUAUACUAAAACACGCAGUUGAAUGUCUACGCCAACUAUAGACGUGAUGACAUUAUUUUGACACUUUAGUUAGCCAGGAUGGCAACGAUUGUUCUGAUUACACACAUUCCACCUCCAAAUACACAAUUUUUUUAGUUCGCACGAUUAUCGAAUGUCUGACUCCAAAUUAAUUUUUGAGGUGGAUGCCUAAAUUUCUAUAUGGCAUAAGCGGCCGAUGUACUAAAGGAAAUAGUUGAAUAUUUAUGUCACUUCAGCUAGCCACGAUGAUAUUCAUUCACUGAAAAUUAAUAACUGUAUAAAAAAUUAAACAAUUGGAAGUUUGUAUAUUUAGAGGCAGAAUUUUUUAUUUACGUGUGAAGUCAAAUUGAAUGAUAAUUUGUUAUUUAGGGGCGAUUAUCCUUUUAUUUAAUUAGUAGUAUUAUGUUUAGUAUUGUGUGUCUUGUCUAAUAAAUGUGGACAUGAUAGGGGUUUGGGAUUCUGUAUCUCUACAAUCUUUUUAUUAUUACGUCUCGUAUCUUAGUAUUUUGUGUCUUGCCUAAAAUUAGAUGUAUGUUGGAAGUGUAGAGACAUAGGUAGUAGAUGUGUGUAUUUUUGUAAUCCAACACUUACCAUCCUCUAUUAUAGCAUUAUUCAACAUCUCAUAUUGCAUAUAUAGAUAA
Salvia miltiorrhiza (redroot sage) is the source of this 2208-nucleotide messenger RNA. RefSeq lists its product as uncharacterized. Lineage: Eukaryota; Viridiplantae; Streptophyta; Magnoliopsida; Lamiales; Lamiaceae. The transcript has 2 exons. The record is from RefSeq and is a predicted model, not a curated record. Bases 650 to 1354 code for a protein of 234 amino acids.